CGGGCGGCCCUUUGUCCUGCCGGGCGCCAGGCGGGGGCCGCUGGUUCCUGAUUGGCAUCGUCAGCUGGGGGGCGGGCUGCGGCAGACCCAACCUUCCCGGGGUCUACACCAGGAGCUAAACCAGAGCCAUGAGGACUCUCCCCAAAAGUCGAAGCUGCCAGGUGUACUGCGUUUUCGGGCGUGGACGGAAGGACCCCGCCCAGCCUGAAGAAGAGGAGGCCCCCCCUGCAGGUGUCACCUGGAGGAGAUGGACGUCCGCUCUCCUGCCUGUCUUCUCCUGCGCCGCCGUCAUGGCGUUCGCCGUCCACUACUUGGCGUCCCCGCCCUCCUGCGUCUUCUUCCUGGGAUGCAGCGUGGAGUUCCCCAACCUGAGCUUCUCCUCGGAGCUGGCCGACUGCUCCUCGCCGCAGUUCCACCUGCAGGCUCAGGCUUUGAACCGUUACUUGGCCGAGGUCUACAAGUCCUCUCCGUGGAGCUCCUACUACCUGCGCUCAGGGAUUACCGCCUUCAGUGAAGGAGCAUUGGGCCUCAACGUCUUCUACUGGAGCCAAUUCUACGCACCGCGUCACGUUGCCACGGCGAUCAGGAGGUCCAGCCCGGAGAGGCUUCAGCGCCGACUUCCCGGCAGCACCAAGGUGCUGUGGGACGGCCGACACGAGCAGCGGUACUACUUGGAGAAAGAUGACCUCACGCUGCAACUAUUGGGGUUAGACCCUGACGACUAUGAAUCAGAGGAGAAAUCCGACAAGAUAAAGAACCCACAAAGUCUCCAGGGCGGGAAGUGGCAACUGGGCUUCCAAGCGAUGUCCUUCGACCUGUACGCUAAACACGGCGUCAACCGCACCCUGAGCCUGGUGGCGCCCAAGAAGCUGUACUAUCAGUGGCGUCUCCGCGUGCCGCCGGGUCAUGUGGUGCGGCUGCUGGUCCUCGCCCUGCAGGGAGCGGCGCCGGGAAGCUGCGGCGCUCACAAGCUGUCGGCCUACGACUUCCUGCUUCCCUUGCAAAACAAGAUCCUCGCCAGGUGGUGCGGGCAGGGCUCGCCCGGCGCCGUGAGCCUGACCUCUUCCGGGAACGUCAUGUUGGUCACCUUGUCCUUCAGCCGACAGAGGGAGGGCGCCAUCUUUAAAGCUUACUUCCAGGCCGUCCCCAAAGCAGCUUGCGGAGGCUCGCUUUCCUCCUGGAAUGGCUCGAUUUCCUCCCCGCACCACCCUUCUUACUACCCUCCUAAUGUCGACUGCAGUUGGACGCUACGAGCACCGUUGCCUGGAUACCUGAUCUCCAUGACGAUGGUGACGGUGGACAUCCAGGGGUCGGCGGAUGGCUGCGAGAAGGACUGGCUGGACGUUGGUGGAGUCAAGCUGUGCAACCCGGUGUCAGACAGCAGCAAGAGGCGGAUCUACUCGUCUCCGCUUUCCAUCCACUUCCACUCGGACGAAUCUGUAACCCACAAAGGUUUCCACCUGCUCUACAGGGCUUUCUCUCCGGAAGGCUUGUGUCCUCGUCAGUUUCGCUGUGGAGACGGGCGCUGUGUCCCUUUAAGAAAAGUGUGUGACGGAGUGCGAGACUGCCCAGAUGGACGUGAUGAGGCCAAAUGCUCGGCGUGCAGGCCUGGCGAGGUGAUGUGCGCUAAUGGACGCUGUCAGCCUCACGGCAGCCAUUGUUCCAGCUUGUGUGCCGACAGCAGCGAGGAGCGCAGCUGCAGAAGUCAGUGCUACCACACCUGUCCCAACAAAGCGUGCCUGGCCAAGUCUUCGGUGUGCGACGGCGUGGUGGACUGCAAAGACCGCAGCGAUGAGAAGAACUGUACCAGAGCCUACCUCAAAGGCUGCUCCUCAUCCUCGUACAAAUGUGCCAACCAGAAAUGUGUCAGCAAGGUCAACCCCGAGUGUGACGGCAUCAAGGACUGCCUCGACGGGUCUGAUGAAGUGCGAUGCGGCUGCGGCGUCCGCCCCAGGAGGCGUGCCAAGAUAGUGGGCGGCACGGACGCGGGUGCGGGCUCCUGGCCGUGGCAGGUGAGCCUUCAGAUGGAGCGCUACGGUCACGUCUGCGGCGCCACGCUGCUCGCCGGCCGCUGGCUGGUGUCGGCCGCUCACUGCUUCCAGGACUCCGACGCCGUCAAGUACUCAGACCCACGGGCAUGGCGGGCAUUCAUGGGGAUGCGCGUGAUGAGCGCCGGGGUCAGCGGCGUCGCCACCAGGCCCGUCCGCCGCAUCCUGCCUCACCCCAAGUACGAGCAGCUCACCUCCGAUUACGACAUCGCCCUCCUGGAGCUGGGCGCCCCCGUCUUCUUCAACGACCUGGUGCAGCCCGUGUGCGUGCCCGCCCCCUCGCACGCCUUCGCCAUCGGGGCCAGCUGCUACGUCACGGGCUGGGGCGUCCUGGCGGAGGAAGGCGAGCUGGCCACGCGCCUGCAGGAAGCGUCCGUGAGGAUAAUCAACAGAAACACCUGCAACAAGAUGUACGAUGACGCCGUCACUCCCAGAAUGCUUUGUGCUGGGACCCUGCAGGGGGGCGUGGACGCCUGUCAAGGUGACUCUGGGGGUCCGCUGGUGUGCCUGGAGCGGGGCAGGCGCUGGUUCCUGGCGGGCAUCGUGAGCUGGGGCGAAGGCUGCGCCAGGCAGAACCGGCCGGGCGUGUACACGCAGGUGGUGAAGUUCACCGACUGGAUCCAUCAGCAGACCCGGGGACAGGUGUGACGCGUGUGUGUCGUCAGUCCAGUGAUCGCCGCGUCAGGAAACGGAAGGCGAGGUUUUUUUAGGCGGUGAAGUGGACUCUGACACACGGAGACUUUGACUUUGCCCAUCAAUGCACAAGGAAAUUCCACCUCGUUACAAAAUAAAGGCAACAUUUCCCAUCAGAUCUUCAUACAAAUCCUCACUUUUAGCUUUCUUUCACGCAGCUAGGGACAUCUCUCUUAAUUUUCUUUAAUUCUAUGUUUACCAGCUCUGCGAUGAAAUGGCGACUCGUCCAGGGUGUACCCCGCCUUUCGCCCGAUUGUCGCUAAUAUAGGGACCAGCAACCCCAAAGGGAAUAAGCGGUAUGAAAUGGAUGGAUGGAUGUAUGUUUACCAACUAAUCAUGUGAUUUCGCCCAGCCAAUCAACAACCAAAGUUAAUAUCAUUCUUGAUUUUAUUUUAUGGUUUUUAUUUAAGGGCAAAUAUCUACACUUUUUUUUUUGUUUCAAUGAAAUCUUUUGGACACUGAAUUUAUGUAACUUAUUUUUUUGUGAUCUGAUUUUUUUUUUUUAGUACAUCAAAUUAUGCUGACAAUUUUAUGGAAUAAAAAUGUGAGAGCAACAUGCAUGUUUGUUAAAAAAUAUAGUGUUUUCAAAUUUAGUGUGUAAAAAAAUAUAGUGCUUCAAAAGAAAUAACUUAAAACCAAAGCACAAUAUUGCCUGGUUCUGAGACAGGAUGAAUUGCUUUAGUCUUUUAAUAAUUUACCAGAUAUGAGUCUUGAGUUGUGAAGUGACAAAUUUGUAUGCACUAUUUCUUCACACUGAAUUUCUAUACAAAUAUUUUUUCCAUCCAUCCAUCCAUUUUCUACCGCUUGGGGUCGCGGGGGGCGCUGUAGCCCAUCUCAGCUACAAUCGGGCGGAAGGCAGAGUACACCCUGGACAAGUCGCCAUCUCAACGCAGGGCCAACACAGAUAGACAGACAACAUUCACACUCACAUUCACACACUAGGGCCAAUUUAGUGUUGCCAAUCAACCUAUCCCCAGGUGCAUGUUUUUGGAGGUGGGAGGAAGCCACGCAUUCACGGGGAGAACAUGCAAACUCCACAGAGAAAGAUCCCGAGCCCGGGAUUGAACCCACGACUACACAGGACCUUCGUAUUGUGAGGCAGAGGCACUAACCCCUCUCCCAACGUGCUGCCCCACAUAUAUAUUUUUGUAUAUACAAUUUUUUUUAAAUUAAAUUUUCAGCAUCAUUUAAUGUAACAAAAAUUAAGUGAACCAAAUUUAAAUGCAAAUAAAUUCAGUGUCCAAAAUA
This is a messenger RNA of Nerophis ophidion (straightnose pipefish), 3989 nucleotides long. Its product is annotated as suppressor of tumorigenicity 14 protein. Gene Ontology annotation, molecular function: protein binding; serine-type endopeptidase activity. The record is from RefSeq and is a predicted model, not a curated record. Bases 129 to 2696 code for a protein of 855 amino acids. Lineage: Eukaryota; Metazoa; Chordata; Actinopteri; Syngnathiformes; Syngnathidae. Gene Ontology annotation, biological process: acrosome reaction; proteolysis. The transcript is spliced from 20 exons.